AUGGCCACUUCACCAUUCCUGAGGGUUGUAGCCCAGAAACUCAAGCCACCUCGACUCUCAUCGGUCCAGACACACCAGAGAAGACUUAUUGCUACGUCAAAUAAGGCGCCCGCGGCAAUCAUCUCUGACAGUUUCAGAGAAAGCAAGCCACCACCAACAGAGUUUACCUACGGUGCGUAUCAGAAAGUUGGCGGACCAGACGCGAAAGAUGUGUUUAGAAUACGGAUCCCGACAUUCGCAAGUCUGGAUGCUGAAAGAGCACAUCGGAAACUCCACCAUGCUGCUGCUCUGAGAUGGCUGGGCUGUCAGGGUUACAAUAACGAAGGCGCCGGUGGUCAUGUCACAGUCAGGGAUCCAAUAAUGACCGAUCAUUUCUGGAUCAAUCCUCACGGGAAGUCCUUUAGUCACAUGAAGCCUGAAGAUCUUGUACUUGUGAGUAAGGAUGGAGAGGUUAAAGAGGGCGGAAACAUGCAUUCCAUCAAUCCAGCUGGAUAUAUCAUCCACUCCGCAGUUCAUGAAGCUAGGCCUGAUGUUAUCGCGGCUGUCCACUGCCAUUCGGUGCCAAGCAAAGCAUUUUCGUCCCUUGGUUGUCAACUUGAGCCAAUCAGCCAAGAUGCUUGCAGAUUCUACAACGAUCACGGGAUAUACGCUGGUUUUGGUGGCAUCGCCUUCAACCCUGAUGAGGGCAAACACAUAGCUGAAGCUCUUGGGAACACUAAAGGCGUGAUUCUCCAGAACCAUGGCCACCUGACAGUGGCUAAGACGGUCGACGGCGCAGUCUUCCUAUUUGGUGCGAUGGAUCGAUGUAUUCAAGCCCAGCUAAUGGCUGACGCGGCUUGCGCCGGUCGUGGAACGAAGACAAUCAAGAUUGGUCACGAGGAGGCUGAGUACACCCGGAAAGUCUACAAUGACGAGAUGGUUUACAUCAUGUUUCAAUCUGCGUGGGUGCUACCCAUCCUUUCCAUUGGCUCGUCUUGCUAA
Messenger RNA from Exophiala aquamarina CBS 119918, 981 nucleotides. RefSeq lists its product as uncharacterized. Bases 1 to 981 code for a protein of 326 amino acids. The record is from RefSeq and is a predicted model, not a curated record. Gene Ontology annotation, molecular function: actin filament binding. NCBI's taxonomy places the organism in Eukaryota, Fungi, Ascomycota, Eurotiomycetes, Chaetothyriales, Herpotrichiellaceae. The transcript is spliced from 2 exons. Gene Ontology annotation, cellular component: cytoskeleton.